This is a messenger RNA of Penicillium alfredii, 2385 nucleotides long. RefSeq lists its product as uncharacterized. The transcript has a single exon. Gene Ontology annotation, biological process: protein deubiquitination. The record is from RefSeq and is a predicted model, not a curated record. Gene Ontology annotation, molecular function: cysteine-type endopeptidase activity; cysteine-type deubiquitinase activity. NCBI's taxonomy places the organism in Eukaryota, Fungi, Ascomycota, Eurotiomycetes, Eurotiales, Aspergillaceae. Bases 1 to 2385 code for a protein of 794 amino acids. Gene Ontology annotation, cellular component: cytosol; nucleus.
AUGUACCCUCGGUCCUUUCGUGAGACCAUUCUGUCUAGGACCGACACUGACCCUUCUCUCUCUUUUCUCGUGCAGGUGUCAACCAACCAGAACCCGUCGACGACCCCGGCGCCCGUCAAAAAAGAUCUCCAGGCCCCCCAACCGACACCACUGGAGAAGAGGUUACGGGAUAUGGGCCCGAUCCGGGGCGAUGGUAGUGAUAAGUUUUUUGGCAUGGAAAACGUGAGUCGGCGGUGCCCGGUACGGGGCGAGGGAGGACGGUGUGCUGACCGAGCCUGCAUCUCACAGUAUGGAAAUACCUGCUACUGCAACUCGAUCUUACAAUGUCUCUAUUAUUCCGUUCCCUUUCGUGAAGCCGUGAUCAACUACCCUCAGCGGACUCCGGUCGAGAGCCUCGAGGCCGCGCUCGCCAACAACCUGCGGUACCAGAACCCGAAUGCGCAUCUGGAGGCCGAGGCCCAAGCAGCCAAGCAGAAGGCUGCUGCCACCUCGCCCUCGUCGCGACAAGCCGGCGUCCCUCCCGCACAACCUCAGAAACCAGAAGACAAGGAUUCGCCAGAAUACAAGAAGAAAGUGGCCCUACAGACGUUACCGAUUCUCGAGACGAAGAACAACGCGACCAGUUAUGGCAUGUCGGAAUCGCUGUUUACUUCCCUGAAGGAUAUUUUCGAGUCGGUGGUGGGUAGCCAGUCGCGAAUCGGGGUUGUUCGACCGCAGCAGUUCCUGGAUGUGUUGCGACGCGAGCACGAAAUGUUUCGAACCGCCAUGCAUCAGGAUGCACACGAGUUUUUGAAUAUGCUGCUCAAUGAAGUCGUGUCGAAUGUCGAGACGGAGGCGACGAAGCAAACUUUUACGGAAAAGACCCUGCCUCCGACGGAGAGUGCAGACUCGCUGGGCAUGCUCACGUCGAGCACAGGCUCCAAAUCCCCCAACACCACGCGAUGGGUGCAUGAGCUGUUCGAGGGAACUUUGACGUCAGAGACUAAGUGUUUGACUUGCGAGAAGGUCUCCCAGCGAGACGAGGUGUUUCUGGAUCUCUCGGUCGACCUCGAGCAGCAUUCUUCUGUGACAUCUUGUCUCCGCAAAUUCUCCGCAGAGGAGAUGCUUUGCGAGCGAAACAAAUUUCACUGCGAUAACUGCGGUGGCCUCCAAGAGGCUGAGAAGCGUAUGAAGAUCAAACGCCUACCCCGCGUACUGGCCUUGCAUCUCAAACGCUUCAAGUACACUGAAGACCUACAACGACUGCAGAAGCUGUUCCACCGUGUGGUCUACCCUUAUCACCUUCGCUUGUUCAACACUACAGAUGAUGCCGAAGACCCAGAUCGGCUUUAUGAAUUGUAUGCGGUGGUGGUUCAUAUCGGCGGAGGCCCAUAUCAUGGCCACUACGUCGCCAUCAUCAAGACGGAAGACCGGGGGUGGCUGUUAUUUGACGACGAGCUGGUGGAGCCCGUGGAUAAGAACUAUGUCCGCAAUUUCUUUGGGGACAAGCCAGGUCUGGCGUGUGCCUAUGUCCUGUUCUAUCAGGAGACAACACUCGAAGCAGUCAUGAAAGAACAAGCACAAGAAGACCAGGCGUCCGCCACUGCACACUCUGAUGUGGGGGAGACAGGAAAGUCUAACGGAGUCCCAUUGUCUCCGCACCUAGCCCAUGUGCACAGCGCAUCCCAGGUACCGUCUGAUGAUCCCAAUCGACUUGCCCCUAUCCACCGAACACCGACUGCUCCCCAGAUGUCCACCCACCCCGAAACACAGGAGCCUGAUAACUCUUCACCACCGGCCGCCGCACCGCCUCUGCCACCUAUUCCCGAUGAGCCGACCCCACAGCUGAGCCCGCGGAAGAGCGACGUUCAGUCUCGGAAGGACAAGGCUCGAGAAGAGAAAGAGCGGCGUGCUGCGGAGAAAGAGAAGGAUAAGCACGACAAGAUUCGCCGCAAAGAACUUGACUUGCAGCAACGGGAGCAGCACCGCGAGCAGCACCGGCGGGAAGCGGAGGACAUGAAGAUGGCUAUCGAGCUCAGCAAAGCCGACGGACUUGAUAUUGGCCCCGAGAAUGGAUCGCCAAAGAAGUCAUCUCACUUCAACAUUUUCAAAAGAAGCAGUCGCAGCCUGAGCCAGCGUCUAACCAAGGACAAAGAGCCCCGGAUGUCAGCAUCGGAGUUGGCAGCAUCGCCGAUGCCUGAAGUGCCGCCCAAGGAGUCGGAGCUGAUUCGGCCACCGGUGCCUCCCAAGGACAACCCGGUGCUCUCCAAUCCCAAGAUGGCCUCACGGGCACCUGAGCCUGUGACCAAAGACCACCGUCAAAACCACAAUCACAAUCAUUACAAUCACAACGGCAAGACGGGACACACUCACCGGUGGAGAUCGCUCAGUUUCAAGAAGUCAUGA